CUUUUUGAUCGACUGUUGUUCGAAUCGAAGUCUGGUCCAUCCGAGGAAGGUUCUUGAUCGACGCGCACGCCUCGAUGGUACAGCUUCUUCGACCCUUCACCGAUCCUACCUCUUCCCUUCGGCCAUUCCAAGGCCUCCAGUGACAUGCCUAAACGUGGUGCAGAAGAUUAUAUAACCAAAGAGCACGGUACUAUACCAAACAACGCUGGAGGUGACGACAAGGUCAAAAUGUCCACCGCUGCUCAACAAGCGCGAAGAAAAAUCGCAACGCCCAGAGGUAGAUUAGGUGCCAACCGACCUCAUUCCUCGAUGGCCGGGACGAACACUUUCGGACAAAGCACGCAACAACAGCAACCCUUUCCCACGAUGAAUGGUGGCACAAGUUUCGGCACAAAUAUGUCGUUCCCUCAAACCGGUUCGAACACGAACAGUGGCUUCAAUUUUCAGCCUCCCCAAUCGAGUUCCUUCACGUUCGGCGCGCCGACAGGUACUCCAAAUCCGUUUGCGACGCUGAAUGGGACAGGGGGACCAGGAAACAGCCAACAGGGUGACAUUGCAAUGGAGUCUCCGCAGAAGAAGGCAGCAACUGGAAAUACUUUUGGCUCAAGUUCUGGAUUCAGUUUUGGCCAGACAACAAAACAACCAUCAGGCUCAGGGUUCUCUUUUGGUGGGACACAAAGCACACAACCUGCUGCAAACGGCACAAACCCCUUCAAUGCGGUGUCCAAGCCAGAUGACUCUGCAGCCCCGGGAAAUCCUUUCGGUCAGCCCUCACAACCUCAACCUGCUUUUGGUGGUUUUGGUCAACCUACGCAAACACAGUCAUCAGGCUUCACCUUCGGCCAGAGUACAAGCACUCCAGCUCCUGCCGUGCCAGCAACAACAACGCCGAGCUUCAGUUUUAGUCAAAACACGAGUACUCCAGCUCCUGCUACAACAGCCCCUAGCUUCAGCUUCGGCCAAACUACCGCGACCCCUCAAUCUGCGUUGCCUGCAUUUUCCUUUGGACAAGCAAGCACUACAACACAACCCGAGGCGCCCAAAGAAGCACCGAAAUUCUCUUUUGGUCAGCCUCCUGCAACGACAGAAAGUCAAUCCAGCGGACCCGGUUUCGGAUUUGCCUCACCAGCUGCAACUCCAGCAAGUAAACCAGCGUCGACCUUCUCAUUCGGCCAGACACAACAAUCUGCAGCACAGAGCACAUCCUUCACAGGUUUUGGUGCAAAGAGUGGAGAGACAAAACCUGCAUCUUCAUUGUUUGGCUCGUCUACGACUACCCCACAAUCUGCAGCCACCGAGCAGCGCAGUCAAUCCCCAGAAAAAGCUGCUACUCCAGAACCAGAGAAAAGUGCCACAAAUCCAUUCGCAAGUUUAUUUGCUGGCUCUAGCGGUGCAUCACCUGCCCCCGUCUCGCAACCGGCUUUCAGCUUUGGCGCACCUUCGACGUCGCCAACCCACAACGCGACGGGGUCGAGCAGUAUGCCAUCAAAGCCAACAUUCAGCUUCGGUGCAAUCAACCAAGCAUCGACGCCAGCUGCAGGUACCACAGAGCCAAAAUCAUCAGACACCAGGUCGACAUUCUCGUUUGCACAAAUUGAAUCUACGCCCAACGCUCGGGGACCUCAAGAAACCGUGGGAGGUAGUGUUGGAGAAGAAUGGAGCAAGGGACAGGAGGAUAAGACCACAUCUACAAAGCCAAUGUUUGGGUUCGCGCAAUCUGCUUCGCCUGCACCGAUUAGAGAGCUAUUUCCUCCUGCGAAGCCAGAUGACAAGCCAGAAGGAAUGUCUCAGUUCUCUGCACUUGCAAAGGAUUCAACAAAGGGUGUAAAUUUUGGUGGAAUGACCGAACCUCGUUCAUACCCUAGGACUCACACACCUUCUAAAGAGUCGGGCUCGAUCCAGAAACCACUGUUCGGUGCUCCUGCUCAGCAGACCCCUCGAACGGAGAAACCCAGUCCUGCACCAACUUUUUCAGCACCCACCACAGACAAAGUCACUGAAGAUACCACUAGCCCAUCUAUCUUCUCAAAGGACAGCACGACCAUCAAAGGCCAAGGAUCAGCUGGGAAAGCAGCAGAUACCGUCUCAGCGGCGGAACCUUCGAAGCAUCCGGUGUACACGAAAGGGUCUCCGUUUUUUCCUGGCCAUCUUGACGCAAAGAAGUUUCAAGAAUACGACCGGGAUUAUCGUCUGCACUCAUUGAAUCGUGAGUUGCAGAAAAGAAUUGCUGCGUUGGACCCCUCCGUUCAUGACUUUGGCAAUAUAAUUCGACAUUAUGUUGCAGCACGCGACGGCAUUGGUGCUUCAUUGGGCCUCUACAAGAGAAGCUUCGCGGGCACUAAACGCAAGGGUGACGACGUCGAUGAUUACGAUGAUGAACCUCCCAGCAAGAGAACUCGCCCUGGUGACAAUGAACAAGCCCAGCCUCCACAACCUGCAUCUAUUCCUAAACCUUCCGGUGGCCCCUUUACACCUCAGCCCUCCAGCUUCAAAGCUGCGUCAACUACUCUUUUCCCACCCUCGGGCGCAGAGUCUUCAUCCAAGGCAGCGUCUUUGCUCAGCAACAUGAUUCCACAGUCUGCGCCAGCCAAAAGUGCGCAGGCAGCUACGGCGUUCAAUCCGAGCGCUUCAUCGGCUGCUGCCGAGGAGACGAGUUCAAGCGUUGCUGCUAACCCCUUCGCGUCAUUGAAGACCCAGAGUACUGGCCACAGUUCUGGAUUGGCCUCGUCAACUUCGACUACACCCACGAAACCACCACCAAAGAAACCGACUUUCGAACUUCCAAAAUUUGGGGGUGGCGGUACAAAUUUCAUGAGUGCUUUUGGUCAGCAGGCGAAAGUCAACGCAGAAAAAUUUGAGAAGAGUCUUAUGGAGAAGCGUAAAGCUGAAGAUUUUGAUUCAGAUGAAGAUGACGAGGAACAAUUCCAGAAGCAGCUUGAUGAAGAGGCGAAAGCUAAGCGGGCUAAGAUUGAUGCCAUUGCUAAAGGGGGUUUCACCCCAUCGUUCACUCCAUCGACCAAGUCGGCUCCGUCAACCCAGCCAAAAGCAGACGAAACUCCAACAUCUACCUUUGGCGGGUUCAAGCCCUCUGCUUCGAAUCCAUUUGCAGCCCUGAACUCAACGGAAACCAGCGAAGACCAUUCGCAGGCUGAAGAUGAAGAUGAAGAGGCUAGCGCGUCACCAGCCAGCGGCGACGAAGAUGGCGAUGAAGAGACUCAGGAAGAUGAAGGCACGGAAGCUCAAAACGAUGAUGAUGAAGAGGCAGAAGAAGAUGAUGACGAUGAUGACAACGAUUUCCAGACUGCUAUGGCGAAGUCUAGGAAUAGUGCAAAUGCAGGCAGGAGCUUGUUUGAUCGAAUCGAGCCGAAUCCGAACAAGCAAGACUCUACAUCAAAUGCUGAGGAGAACACCAACGCCUCGACAGAUGAAGCGCCCACUGCACAAGCAGCAAACAAGCCCACUUUCUCAUCUUCCGGCUUUGGAUUUCAAGCUGGCAAGUCUACCCCUGAGACCCCCUCAUUUUCACCUAACACUCCGGCUACUGGUACUUACAAGCCUUCCACUACCUUCACCUUCACUCCGACACCGCCAGCAUCAUCUUCUACGCCAACUCCAGGAGCUUCCAUAUUUGCUGGUGGUUUGACCAAAGAGGGUCCUGUCCCAGGUGAAGGAUUAUUUGGCUCCCGGCCAAGCACGCCCAGUAAUGGCGAGAAGUCUAGUAAUCUGGCCAGAUCAGUGCUAACUUCGCCCGCGGGAACUGACAACACCUGGAAACAGGGUGGCGCAAUUUCCUUCGCGAACGGCGAGAAAAACGCUGAUGCACCUAGCUUCAAGUUCACCGCACCGUCGCCGGGAAAAGAGACGCCAAAGCCAUUUGGAUCUCUUUUCGGCACGCCGGCUCCGGGCGCGAAACCUUCAGAUACACCUACUGUUGGAUUUCAAUUCGGGGCUCCAACUUCAACACCAGCUCCAGGGUUUCUGGGUGCUGUCACGCAUCUUGGCGGCGGAUCUGCCACGAGCUCUGCCAUGUCUUCUCGUGCCACCUCACCUGGCUUGACAGAUAACGAGUCUAAUGCUACCAACGAUACGGAAGAAACGAAUGACGAGCCACAAGUGACACUGAUGGAUUCACGAACAGGUGAAGAGAACGAAACGUGUCUCUGGGAAGGCCGCUCGAAAGCUUUGAUGUUUGUCAACAAGGACAUCGCCCAAGGGACCAAAUUGACCCCGAAUGAUUGGAAUUCGAUGGGCGUUGGUGUUCUCCGUGUCCUUAAGGACAAGACAACAGGCAAAACACGCGUCGUUUUCCGAGUAGAACCUAGUGCUUCUGUCCUCAUCAACUCCCACCUUCUCGACAGCGUCACGUACGAGAACGUGGCGUCGAACAAGAGCGGCGCCGUCCGUGGUGCUCUCUUUUACAAAGGAAACCUGGCUCGAUGGGUCUUCAAGGUCAAGACUCCAGAAAUGGCCAGCGAACUCUCGACCACCAUGGAGGAGAACAAAAAGUCGAAUUGAUUUUAUAUUUCUUGUAUUAAUCUCUUUUCUUUGUCAACAUUGACUACUUUUGUGUUUUGUUUUUAUAGCUCUUGUACUUUUCCCCCACAAUGCACAGCGGAGGAGUUCUUGGCUUUUUUUUGCAAUACUGUACAGAACAACAGAACGAGUUUCCUCUUCUUUCUUUUACAAGCCCCUCGUUGGAAGCCGGAACGGGAAGCCGAGUCUCCGUAUAGGGGGUGACGGACAGGAAGGAAAGUGCCCUUGGGCCUGGCCGGGGGCUGGGUGAAUCUAUCUUCAAUUGACUGGACUGGACUUUGCCUCAGAGGGUCAAGAAGACUUUUGAGGAGUUGGUAUACUCCGUAGAUAUGAGGAAAAAUUAAUGUAUGUGUCAAAAGCAAGGGUCAUUAAACAUGUCUGCUGGGGGGCCGUAAUUGACGAGCUUUAUACGGAAUUGCUAUCCUUAUACGACUGGUAAAUGCCACUUAUCACGCACAAACAGGAG
Exophiala oligosperma is the source of this 4999-nucleotide messenger RNA. RefSeq lists its product as uncharacterized. The transcript is spliced from 2 exons. The record is from RefSeq and is a predicted model, not a curated record. Bases 145 to 4515 code for a protein of 1456 amino acids. Lineage: Eukaryota; Fungi; Ascomycota; Eurotiomycetes; Chaetothyriales; Herpotrichiellaceae. Gene Ontology annotation, biological process: intracellular transport.